Habropoda laboriosa is the source of this 720-nucleotide messenger RNA. Its product is annotated as tigger transposable element-derived protein 2-like. Bases 1 to 720 code for a protein of 239 amino acids. The record is from RefSeq and is a predicted model, not a curated record. Lineage: Eukaryota; Metazoa; Arthropoda; Insecta; Hymenoptera; Apidae. The transcript has a single exon. Gene Ontology annotation, molecular function: nucleic acid binding.
AUGGGACAAUUGUGUAUGUACCACCAGCGGUACAUGCCGUCCCAUGAGACAGUCUUCUAUGUACCACCAGUGGUACAUGCCGGCGGGAACGUGUUAAAAAGCCAUGGUAUUGUAGUCAAAUACCUUCCACCAAACACAACCGCUAUUUUGCAACCGAUGGAUCAGGGAAUUUUACAGAAUGUUAAGAUGAAUUAUAAACGAAGUUUUUUAUCUCGAUUUCUUGAAGAACUAGAUAGUAAACAAAACUUUUCUUUGGCUCUGAAAGAGAUAAAUCUUAAUAAUGUAAUUUAUAUGGCUGCAAAUUCAUGGGACAAAAUAAAAUCAGAGACUAUAAUGAAAUCUCGGAAAAAACUUUUACCAAAAAUCACAAUUGAAUUAGCGGAAAUUGAAGAAAAUUCUACCGUUCGUCAUGAAUGUGAAGACAUGUUAAGAAAUGUCAGAGAAUGUCGCGAUAUAAAUGAAAACGAGAUCGAGCAUUGGUUUACAUGUGAUGAUAAUUCUACGAGGCAAUAUAUGGAUGAUAACGAGUUAAUGUCACUGUGUUUACAAGAAGACAAGGAAAACGAAGAAAUGGAAACACAAGAGGGAACAGAAGAAAACGAGACUAAUAACUGCGUAUCAAUUAGUCUUCGUCAGGCAAUUAAUUUGUGCAGCGAUUUAAUUGAUUAUCUUGACAGUCAAAAAGAAACAGCGUCAAGCCAAAUGUUUAGUCGUAAAUAA